Acanthosepion pharaonis is the source of this 699-nucleotide messenger RNA. Lineage: Eukaryota; Metazoa; Mollusca; Cephalopoda; Sepiida; Sepiidae. The record is from the annotation of a GenBank genome assembly.
AUGUUUCCUUCUGGCAGAUUUUCUUUUUACUUAAUGCAGUACUUUUCGUUUUUUCUUCAGUUGACGAUGUGUCGACUUCUUCCUUCUUUUCUUCAGGCUUACUUUUAUAAUUGGCUUUUCUUUCUGGUAUUUCCUGGGACAUGUUCUUUUAUAUUAUUUUGUUAUCCCUCCCAUUUUAUUUUUUGUUGUUGUUUUUCCCACUUUUUUAAGUUUAUCUUUUCUUUUUCUGUAUUCCCUACUAUUAUUUCUGUGUCUAAUAUCUAUCUUUCUUUUUCUAUAAACCCUUCGCCCUUUAUUUCUCUGUCUAAUGUGUACCUUUUAUUCUAUAUUCUCUCUCUCUUUAUUUCUCUCUAUCAUUGGGUAUUUUUUCUUUUUUUAUAUUCCCUUUCAUCUUUAUUUCUAUGUCUGAUGUAUUUCUUUCUUUUUCUAUAUUGCCUGUUCUCUUUGUUUAUGUAUCUAUUAUCUAUCUUUCUUUUUCUAUAUACACUUAACUCUUUAUUUCUCUGGCUAAUAUGUACCUUUUAUUCUAUAUUCCCUUCUCUCUUUAUCUCUCUGUCUAACGUCUUUUUUCUAUAUUUCCUUCUCUCUUUAUUUCUGUAUCUAAUGUCCAUUUUUCUUUUUCUAUAUUCCCUUCUGUCUUUAUUUCUCUGUCUAACGUCUUUUUUCUAUAUUUCCUUCUCUCUUUAUUUUUGUAUCUAA